UGGCCACAACACAACACCUCCAUCAUCAUCCGCCAAAUUUGUCAAUGUCAAGGCUCCGACCCGCUACCCUCGAGAACCCGACCCAGAUAUUUGAUCUCAGUUUGCCAUCUCUGAUCUGAAAAUCCUUCUCGCAUAUUCUCUUGAUUCAGUUAUUGCUCCUCACGCUUCUAUUUUCCAGUGAAGACUCAGCAAUCACAAACCCUAACCCUCUUCUUGGGAGAUUCUUUCCGGAGGUAAUAAUCUCGUGUGGAUGGUCUUAUCCUGCGCGAUAGCCGGCCGUAAUUUCAUGAAAUUCAAUCCGGAAACCUGCUUAAUAGAUUUGCAAUUUGAAGUGUGGAGGGGCUUCUGAGGAUGAAAUUUGAUGCGAAGAAGAAAAAAAGUGUGAUCGCGAGCUCUUAAAAGGAUGUGGUUUUCCUUUUGGAGAUCCCGGGAUAGAUUUUCUUUGGAUGAACUCAGAUUCCUAACUGAUCAACUAAUGAAAGUUCAAAUUGUGAAUGAGGUUAACAAGGACUUUGUAAUUGAGGCUUUGAGAUCUAUCGCGGAGUUGAUAACUUACGGGGACCAACAUGAUAAUGCAUAUUUCGAGUUUUUUAUGGAGAAGCAGGUCAUGGGUGAGUUUGUUCGCAUAUUAAAAACUAGUAGAACUUUGAUUAUCUCGCUCCAGCUAUUGCAGACCAUGAGCAUAAUGAUCCAGAACCUAAAAAAUGAACAUUCCAUAUAUUAUAUGUUUAGCAAUGAACAUGUUAACUAUCUUAUAACUUACUCAUUUGACUUCCGGAAUGAAGAGCUGUUAUCUUACUAUAUAUCCUUCCUAAGGGCAAUAAGUGGAAAGUUAAACAAGGAUACUAUUUCUCUCCUUGUCAAGACACAAAAUGAGGAAGUAGUUUCUUUCCCCCUUUAUGUUGAGGCGAUACGGUUUGCCUUCCAUGAAGAAAGUAUGAUUCGAACUGCCGUACGUGCUUUAACGCUGAAUAUUUAUCAUGUUGGAGAUGAUGCUGUAAAUAUGUUUGUGUCGAGGGCUCCUCAUGCGGAUUAUUUCUUGAACUUGGUCAAAUUUUUUCGAGAUCAAUGUAUCCAUUUGAAUCUAGUGGUUUCAAAUGCUUCAAAGAACCUGGAUGUGGAAUCAACAUCUACCAUUCUUUCUGCUGUUGAUGAGAUUGAAGACAAUCUCUAUUAUUUCAGUGAUGUUGUUUCUGCUGGAAUUCCUGAUGUUGGGAGGUUGAUAAUGGACAGUGUUUUGAAGCUUCUGAUAUUUCCAUUAAUUCUUCCUUCCUUGAGGAUUGGAGCAGUCAAGGAACCAAGCCUUGGUGCUGUCUCUUCUUUAUAUUUACUUUGUUGCAUUUUGCGCAUAGUCAAAAUCAAAGAUCUGGCAAACACUGUUGCUGCUGCUCUUCUGUAUUGUCCAGACAGCUUCCCUUGGAAUUCUGAAGCUGAACCCAAUGGUAAUAUGUUGGGUCAUGGGUCUUCAGAUGCAGCAAGCCAAUAUUCGGACGAGAAUAAUUCCACUUCCGAGUCAGAUGCUAGAAGCCCCGAGCUUUCUGUUCUGACAUCUAGUUCUUCGCUGAACCAUCCACCUAAUGGUGUGCCUGGUCAUGAUUGUGGUAGUACACCGUUUGCACCCAGGGAAGCUUUGCUUUCAUUUGUUACCAGUGGCGAUGAUGUUCAAGUUUCAGGCUCUUUAAAUGUGCUGGCUACUUUAUUGCAGACUAAAGAACUGGAUGAAUCAAUGGUCGAUGCACUUGGCAUACUUCCACAGCGUAAACAGCACAAGAAAAAGCUGCUGCAAGCCCUGGUUGGAGAAGAUUCUGGGGAAGAGCAACUUUUCUCUUCCAAAAGUAGUGGAGUGAAAGAUGGCAUCAGUAGUGAACUGGAUAUCUAUCUGCAGAAGUUGAAGGAUUAUGUUGGAGUCUCCUGUGCAAGCCCAGAGGUCGGAGUGAGCCCUCGCGUGCAUAGAUUUCAAGUACUCGACGCAUUGGUCAGUCUCUUCUGCAGGUCAAAUAUAUCUGCAGAAACGUUAUGGGACGGUGGUUGGCUUUUGCGCCAGUUGCUACCUUAUAGUGAGGCAGAGUUCAAUAGCCGUCAUCUUAGACUACUUAAAGAUUCAUUCCGCAAUUGCACUAAUCAUGUUAUAGAGGAGACAAGAGGAACUUGGUCCGAUCUGUUGGUGACGACUAUUUGUGAUGAGUGGAGAAAGUGCAAAAGAGCAAUUGAGGCUUCUUCUCCUCGAAAAGAUCCAAAGUUCGUGCUUUUGCCACCGAACAAGUCUGCCUCUGAUGAGAAUGCGUCCGGUGAAUCCUCCAUCGCUGCUGGAGAAAGAAUGUGCGAGACAGUGAAGGUUUUUGUACUACUUCAUCAUCUCCACAUUUUCUCCCUCGGUAGAGUUUUGCCAGAUCAACCUCCUGUACUCCCUGCAGUUGAUAUUCCAGAAAAUUCUAGAGCAAAGAAUGCUGAUGUAAAUCCACCGGGAGUUAAACCAAACACUGAAAUAAAUCUUGUGGAUGUGGUGCCUUGUCGGAUUGCAUUUGAGAGGGGCAAGGAACGCCAUUUUCACUUUCUAGCACUGUCUGUGGGGACCUCUGGUUGGCUUGUCCUUGCUGAGGAGUUACCCAUGAUAUCACGCCGGGGUAUUGUUCGAGUUGCAGCACCAUUGGCUGGAUGUAAUCCCAGAAUAGACGAUAAACAUCCGAGGUGGCUGCACCUCCGAAUUCGUCCAUCCACAUUUCCCUUCACAGACACUCCUAAGUAUGGUGCUCACGGAAAGGUAAAAUCAAAAAGUUUGGUCGAUGGAAGGUGGACUCUGGCAUUCCGGGACGAGGAAUCUUGCAAGCAUGCUUUGUCCAUGAUUCUUGAAGAACUUAAGUUGCAAAGCCAUGUGGUGGAGAGAAGUCUACAACCUUUGCUUGAACUUGAUAGAAGUUCAAGCCCUUCUUAGUGUAUAGCGGGUAACUCUUGAUGAAAGCCAUUCUCCAUAUUCUUUGUAAAAGUUUUAACUUUUGAGCUUCUUUUGAGUUCGUUUUCCAAUAUAUACUUGUGCACACAAAGGGGUGGAGAUUUCUGCAGGCCACCCAUUUGUACAUUGUCCAAAAAGAAAUCCGUAGGUACACAAAUGUAUGAUAGAGCAUGUAAUAUUUAGUUCCCAUUCUUUGUAUAUACGACGAGAUAGUGUCCUUUAUCCCCUGCAUUUGAGAUUUUUCUACCCUCUUUACCUCCUCUUAACUCAGCUCAGCCACUUUAGAUGUUGCUCAUUCUCAGUAUUUGUAAGCUUUUGUAACCUUACAUAUAUUUGAGCCAAUGAAAGAAAAGUUUUAAUUC
Molecule: messenger RNA, 3312 nt
Organism: Sesamum indicum (sesame)
Lineage: Eukaryota; Viridiplantae; Streptophyta; Magnoliopsida; Lamiales; Pedaliaceae
Product: CLEC16A-like protein
Biological process (GO): regulation of autophagosome maturation; endosomal transport; vacuolar transport
Cellular component (GO): Golgi apparatus; late endosome
Source: RefSeq, a predicted model, not a curated record